UCUGAUUUCCAUGCCUGCAUUGUUGUUGGCUUAUCUACAUGGAGGUAAAAGAGAACCUCUCAAAUAGAGUGUAGAUGUUAGAUAGGAGAGUGGUACAGAAGAAAUUUGAAUAUGAUAUUCUAAACUUGUCUCCAAGGCCAGCAUAGAAAAUGACCUCUGACCCUAAUUGCAUCUGAAGGGAAACCCCAUACUGCUCCUACAAUAAAAUGCAGCUCCUCCGGCCUGCACAGAGGCAGAUUAAUGCCUUUAUUUAUUUCCUUUUUUUCCUCUUGACACACCCUAGACCUCAAGGGAGCAAUAACUUUGGUUGUCCAAGGUCAUAGCGCAUCUUCGAACAAUACUACUGACUGCAGUAGGCAAAAUGGAGUCCUUCAGUACUAAGGACAUGGCCAUGAAGGCCCAAAAGAAAAUUCUCAGUCACAUGGCCAGCAAAUCCAUGGUGCAGAUGUUCAUUGAUGACACCAGCAGCGAAAUCCUGGACGAAUUCUACCGCGUCUCCAAAGAACACUCUGGGAACCGCACAGAGGCCCAGAAGGUUGUCAAGGACCUGAUCAAGGUGGUGGUGAAAGUGGGCGUUCUCUUUCGGCAUGAACGCUUCAGUAAAGAGGAACUCAGAUUGGCUGAGGACUUCAAGAAGAAGCUGCAUCAGGGGGCAAUGACAGCAAUCAGCUUUCAGGAGGUGGAGUUCACGUUCGAUAAAGCUGUUAUGACAGAGCUUCUGACAGACUGUCGGGACAUCCUACUGAAGCUUGUGGAGAAACACCUUACUACCAAAUCCUUUGGGCGCAUUCAGCAUGUCUUCAACCACUACUCUGACCCAGACCUACUGACCAACCUCUACACACCUGGAGGCCCUCUUUGGCCCAAUCUCACCAAGAUCUGCAAUGGUCUGAACAAACUAGUGGAAGAAGGGAAGCUAUGAGUGGCAAUUCAAAACACCGCGGAAAAACAAAGAAACUGUGGCAAGCUAAUUCAAUGGGUUUUGAAUUCAGUUUUCCCAAUGAAAAUCUGAAUGGGAAAGUGGGAACCAAAUGGGAACACUUACUCAGUGUUAGUUAUCAUGCGAUUUCUGUUGGGAUCUUUACAAAGACAUUUUGCUUCACAAAAUAAGCAUGAGGGCUGUAUUAAUCAUUAUCACAAUAUGAAUGUGCAUGUUAUCCAUAUCUGAGUACCUCUACCUCUUCCAAAAUGCAUUUAAGAAUAAGUUGCAGCUAAGUAAAAGCCAUUUGAAUAUGAUAUAUGGAAGAAAGACAAAAUUUUACAGAAAUCUCCAAUUAACUACUCACAUUUCUAGACCUUUAAGAGAUUUCACAAAUACAACCUUCUUCUUGGUCUGGACUCCCUGUUUCCACUAAGAUUCAAAUACAACCAUGCUUCUCCUGUUUAAGACAUUAAGUACCUGGCUACUGUACUGGACUUUAAUGAGACAGAAGUCUGCACACCCAGUCACAAAAGUAGCUAACCUCAAUUUACCAUUCAAGUGUAUUAUCAAGGACAACCACCUUAAUUAGUGUCAGAGGGCAGAAUGAUGCCUGCAGCCUCAGUAUCUGUCUGUUACUUUCUGAGCCCAGCUAAUCACAUUUCAUUUCUGAUAAAAGACUGAAUUAAAAUCCUGCUGCAAAGUCCUUAGCAAUGUCAGGAUUGGGUCUACGUCAGAUUUUGCUAGGAGUUUGCGAUCAAUCAGUGUUAAUUCCACAACCUUAUUCCUUAUUCCUUUGGCAUCUCUAGCUUUCUGGAAACGCAGCAAAUGAACCGCUUUUAGGACAUAAGCUCAGCACAAUAAAAAAAGCUUUGCUAUUAGCUCCCAAAUCUGAUAAACUUUUUAUGUUUUAAGAUUUCAAAAUUAGAUUGGUGACUAGCAAUGCGACAGCUCACAAAAACAACUUACUCUAACCAACUUCAGAAGUGGCGUGCUUCCGAAGCAGCACUCUGUGGAUGUUGUGCAAUGCGAGAAGCAUGAGGCAAUAAUUGGCCAUGAACCAAAACAAUUUCCACAGGAGGCACAGUAGACCUGCACAGGAAGUGACCUCUUAUGGUGCUUCUUAUGCUUUUGCUGUUGUCUUAAACGUUUAAUAAAUAUAACAACAGCAGUGGGUCAUGGAACAAUUUUUUCAUAUCCAUGGAAAUAUUGCCUGUAUUAAAAAACUUAAACCAGUUUUAAAUGAACAAUCUGCUCCUAAGUUUUCAACUAACAAUCUAGCAACCUCAACUUCUACUGAGGCAUGCUAAAAGCAGUCUUCUCAUAAAGAUCUUCUGACAAUAGCAUGACCUUGAGACAAUGUGUAUCAAAUUGAGCACUAAUAGAAAAGAUGUUAGAAUAUGUAAUCAAUUGAAUUGUCAAUGUAAUUGUCGGGUGAAUCCAGUUGCAUUACAUACCAUCAUUUCAACAUGUUAUUCCCUUCUAAGCGUAAUCCAAAUUGACCAUGUUGCUGAAUCAAUGCUGUCCUCUAGUGGGCAAGAUUGGAAAUGGCACCUUGUUUUUUUUUAAGGGAACGUUAAUAUCACUUCUACCGUAAUAAUUGUUGCUUCUUUCAAAUCCAAUUAAUUUAACAUCUUACAUAGUUCACUGUACAAAUAUUACAGCAGGCUACAAAAAAGCCCUUCUCAAGCAAGACCCAUACAAUUAGCAUGGUUACAAUUAGUACAAUUAGUUUUCCAAAAAUAUAUUAUACGAUCAAAUUAUAAAUAUAUAAUAUUAUUUUAUGUAUUUUAUGAUCAUUUAAUCCCCGUUGUUUGGAUCAAAGCAGAGGGUCGAUCUAAGACAGAUAACCAAUGUUGAGUUGAACUCCAUACAUACCGAAAUCUACGUGAAAUGUUUGUUUACAAUGGGCAGAUAAUGUGAAAAAGCAACACCCAAGUCACAGUGCAGGUGGGAGGGCAACCAAAGUAAAACGAACUGGAUAAUUACCGUCCAAUGUGACCCUUGACAAAAACAUCCGAACAAGUCUCAAGGAUCACUGAUCUCACUGAUUUUGAAUGCGAAUACUGCUUGCAGUUAACUCUCAAGUUUGCAUGUAAAAAGCCUUUUCUACAAAAGCCUCUAUGUUCCUUGUCGCUCCUUGUUUGCUGGCUCAUUAAAGUACAAGUUGUCCUGUUUAUAUCCAGUGGUUUGGUUGUUUCUCGUCCAUAACAGACGCAUUCAUAACACAUUGUGUUAUAAACCGAUGUCUGAGUACCAAGUGCUGUUUCGAUCGUCAGGAUCAGUAUUUAUUUGCUUGUUUGAGUGUAUGUCUGCCACAGUCAAGAUUACAACCACUGCUAUCAACAACCAGACACUAACACCUGUAAUGUUUACCUUGAUGGAGGAGGUAGCUAACAUGGUAACAUUUCAGUACAGAGUAUAACUGCGGAGAACUUGCCAUAUUGGUACUACUGUUAUACAUUCUUUAUUUGUAUCCCAAAAGUGUGGCCUAACACCAUGGACCUUUGUCCCUGUUGCCCGCAGAAAAGGUUUUCUCUAUCCUACAGUACAGAGAGUGGCUUCCAAAGUAAUAUCAAUAUAUUCAAAUGUUCAUUAACUAAUGUGCAACAUACAGACGGAUAGACAUCAGUUCAAUCCUGAAAUGUCAAUUGUUGACAUUUUUCAGGUGGCAAAUGUUUUGAAACAUUUACUAAUCUACAGCUUUGCAUGUGAAAGACAGUUCCUGCCACAAAUGGCUGAGUACAUUAAGUUACUGCAUCUGCAAAAGCUAGAACAUAUAUUAUGUACAUCAGUGUAAUGACAUUAGGGGAAAAAAUGAUGUUACUCUUUUAAACACAGGCCUAAACAAGGCAACCGUCAACAUAACACCCCUCGGUAACAAUGCACAGGCCCUCUGAUCCAGUCUGUUACAUUUUAGAACUGCCUCAUCUCUAUAACAAGACACACCAUCUACCCAAGCUUAGCUAAAACCAUGAUUUUUUUUACAGUGUGUGCCAAAUUUCACCACUCUGUCAAACAGGACAAGACAUGUAAACUUGUGGUUGAUAUGAAUGCUGUAGCCUAUGUUGAGUCUUGACAAUUUGAAAGGUUUACCAUACGUUGUUACAACGUGAAUAUCCUUGGCUGAUCGAGCCAGUACACACCCAUGUGAACGUUUAUUGGUAAAUAGUGACCAUUUUGGUAUUCAUCUGAAAAAGGUGUUAAUUGAUCUUUACAGGUUUUUCACAAUAUGUUAACACAACUUUUCCCUAGGCUUCAUUUUCCAUUUCUAUGUAACAUUGUUUCGGUUUUCGCAUUGUAGUUCCUGUUCUUGUUUCUUCAUGUUUUUUAUUAAAUGUCCUCCAUUCUCA
Molecule: messenger RNA, 4272 nt
Organism: Esox lucius (northern pike)
Lineage: Eukaryota; Metazoa; Chordata; Actinopteri; Esociformes; Esocidae
Product: tumor necrosis factor alpha-induced protein 8-like protein 2
Exons: 3
Coding region: 362-922 (186 amino acids)
Biological process (GO): regulation of apoptotic process
Cellular component (GO): cytoplasm
Source: RefSeq, a predicted model, not a curated record